CAGAUACUUAGUACGAAGUUGGCAAUUUUUUAACAAAACGUUUAUUCGAUAACGAAUGAUUUUAGUGUUAUUUUCCUGAGGUUUCCUUGUGAUUUUGAAUUUAAAUAUAUUUGUGGUAUACCGAUUUCUGUAUAAUGCACUCUUGGACAUAAAACUUUUUUUUUCAAACAUCACAAAUAAUUCUCAAAAACUUUCUACCACUACAUUUUUAAUAACUACAAAUAAAAAGCAGUGCAAUAAAAACAAAAUUUGAAUUGAGACCGCGUUUUUCAUCCGCGCUCGUGAUUUUCCGGGGGUGUUCGUGCGCUCUCGGGCGCGUAAUCGGGUGCGUGUCGUGAUUCGAGAUUCGGUCGGACGAGUUGAACGCGGCGGGCGGGUACACGGGAUCACCGUGGCCGCCGCUGGAACUCGACCCCGUGGGAUGGGGACGAAAGCUGUACCCUUCGGGAGCCCCACGAUCUUCAGGCGGACUGAUGUUCGGCCUGCACCACCAGGAGGCGGCGGGAGGCAUCCACGCGCAGCCCCGGGGCCCCGUCACCUCGCUCAAGGAGGAACCCCUCACCAGGGCCUGGAUGACUCCCACUUCACUAGUUGAUAAUACCAACAGCGUAGGCGUGGGUCGAGCGCACUUCGAGAAGCAACCGCCCAGCAACCUGCGCAAGAGCAACUUCUUUCACUUCGUGGUCGCGCUGUAUGACCGGGCGGGACAACCGGUCGAGAUCGAACGCACCGCCUUCAUCGGGUUCAUUGAGAAAGAUCAGGAAGUUGAAGGGCAAAAGACGAACAAUGGCAUCCAGUACAGACUUCAAUUACUUUAUGCAAAUGGUAUUCGACAAGAACAAGACAUAUUCGUGCGACUUAUCGACUCAGUUACAAAACAGCCAAUCGUGUAUGAAGGACAAGACAAGAAUCCAGAAAUGUGCAGGGUAUUACUUACUCAUGAAGUUAUGUGCAGUCGGUGUUGUGACAAGAAGAGUUGUGGUAACAGAAACGAAACGCCUUCCGAUCCAGUCAUCAUUGACCGGUUUUUCUUGAAGUUCUUCCUGAAAUGCAACCAGAAUUGUUUGAAGAAUGCUGGGAACCCUCGAGAUAUGAGGAGGUUUCAGGUGGUAAUUUCAACCCAAGUGAUGGUGGACGGUCCUCUCCUAGCGAUAUCAGACAACAUGUUUGUCCACAACAACAGCAAGCAUGGCCGCAGGGCGAAGCGGUUAGACCCAAGCGAAGGUACAGAUGCCGCGACUGACAGUACUUCAGGUCUAUACCCUCCGCUACCGGUAGCCACGCCGUGCAUCAAGGCGAUAUCACCGAGCGAAGGCUGGACGUCCGGAGGGUCCACAGUUAUCAUAGUCGGAGACAACUUCUUUGACGGCCUGCAAGUCGUGUUCGGAACUAUGUUGGUUUGGAGUGAGUUAAUAACAUCGCACGCGAUACGAGUGCAGACGCCGCCGCGGCACAUACCUGGUGUCGUGGAAGUCACGCUGUCCUACAAGAGCAAGCAGUUCUGUAAGGGCGCUCCGGGGAGAUUCGUUUAUGUUUCAGCGUUGAACGAGCCAACGAUAGAUUACGGCUUUCAGAGGCUACAGAAACUUAUACCGAGACAUCCCGGGGACCCGGAAAAAUUACCUAAGGAAAUAAUACUAAAACGAGCAGCCGACCUAGCAGAGGCACUAUACUCGAUGCCUCGGAACAACCAACUAGGGCUGGGCGCGCCUCGGUCGCCGCCCGCGAGCAUGCCUUUCAACUCCUAUAGUGGGCAGCUAGCCGUCAGCGUCCAGGAUACCGCUGCCUCUCAGUGGACUGAAGAGGAGUACGCGCGCAGCGGCGGCUCGGUGUCGCCGCGGUACUGUUCCGCCGCCUCCACCCCGCAUGCGGCGCCCGCAGCCUACCCGCAUCCGCAGCACUACCCCGCACCGCCGACCUCGCUGUUCAAUACUACGUCACUGUCUCUAGGACCGUACCAUCCAGCGAACAUGAAUGGACACUUAUCAUCUGACCGUCACUAUAACGCGUAUAAUACGAAAGAUAGCGGACAUUACAGUGAAAGAAAUGGGAAUUCUAAAAGCCUGGCCGACUGUCCGGUAAACAUUCAUACAAAAUGCACCGGCAGCGAUAUGAAAGGGGCUCAGAAUAAAGAGACUAAGCUGAGAAGCGCCUUUGCCGUUGUGAGGCAGAGUCCGCCACGGGUUGCCAAUGAGCAUCAUCAGAAUUGGCACCACCUCGCCGUUCAGUGAAUGGGUGGCUUAGUAUCAUCGCCGUUCAGUGUGAAUCCGUUCUCGCUGCCAACUUGCAGUGCUCAACAGUAUGCUCAGACAGCCCCCCUGGCUUCCAAGUAGCCCCCACUACCGUAUGUUAACGAUGGUCAGUUCUUAUAGUAAGAGUGUUUAUUAGCCAUGUAAACCGGUACCUGUAAAAGUGUAAAAUUCAAGGGGCAACUUUUACCGCUUUUGUUUUUGAAUGUAAUGUCUAAAGAUUCAAGCGGGAUAGGCGGCAUUGUAAAUAUUACUGUAAUUUUAAUGUAAAUAUCAUAGAUAAUAAAUUAAAUUCACUAGUUGGGUUGCUAGAUUGGAAGUAGCGUAGAUUUUAUAUACAUAUGGAGGCUAAGUAACGUCAACUGCUCAGGACGAUUUUAAAUAAUAAAAUAAUCAUUGUAUAAAGUGAUUCUGUUUACGUUUCCCUGUUAAUGUGUGUCGAUUUUGUUCUUGUAAAAUCUGUGAUAUAUUUAUUGUAAGUAAAGUUGUAAAUUUAAUGUAAAACGUAAAACUUGUAAAUUUUUCGACUCUUAAAUUUAGAUAGCGUCUCAAUCGUUUUUUUGCGCUUAGGUUACGAAUUCGGACAUCGAAAUAUUUUACCGAAUAUUGAUCAUAUCUAGAAAACAAUACAUAUCCAUUGAAUACGAAGCUUGGGAUAAUAUGUACAACGAAAGAAAAUCUGAUGCCGAAAUGAAUGUAUACGAAAAAAAUAAAAUAUAUCUUCUCUGGUUCACUUUGCUUAGAUUCACGCAAAACGAAUUGUAUUUUGUGAGAUAACCUCCGUGAAUAUAUUAUGUAGUACGUAUUAUUGUUUAACGCAACCGUGUAUCAAUAAGACAUUGUAAAUUGUAAUCGUUCAUGAAACAAAUUAUCACGAAAUACGAGAUUAAAUUACGUAAAUAAUUAUAAA
Molecule: messenger RNA, 3159 nt
Organism: Helicoverpa armigera (cotton bollworm)
Lineage: Eukaryota; Metazoa; Arthropoda; Insecta; Lepidoptera; Noctuidae
Gene: kn
Product: transcription factor collier
Exons: 16
Coding region: 474-2231 (585 amino acids)
Biological process (GO): regulation of transcription by RNA polymerase II
Molecular function (GO): RNA polymerase II cis-regulatory region sequence-specific DNA binding; DNA-binding transcription factor activity, RNA polymerase II-specific
Source: RefSeq, a predicted model, not a curated record